AAAAAAGAGUUGAAUUAAUUGAAAAUUAGAAAUCAGAAACGACUUAUAUAGAUAAAAAAAAAAAAAAGAAACUAGAAAAGAGUGUUACAUGCUCUCUGGCGCAUGAACGGUGUCUGAAACCACCAAUAAUGUCUUCUACUGAUAAUAGCUCAAGUCGGGUCGGGUUGGUGAUAUCAACUACAGACUCCAUUCGGGUUUUCCUUUCCGGAGCCUCCAACGACGCCACUCUCUCCCCCCAACUCCGACAAACAUCCUCCGAUCUACUCAUACAAUCCGAGCUACCGUACGAGCCACUUCGUGCUGUCUGGAUCGCCUCUCAUCCAUCCACCAGACCCGAUUUGACCCGUCUCUUAUCGGGUACCCGCUUCGUCUUCUCCAGUCCUAAACCCAGAGAAAAGAGUGAAGAAUUGAAGGCUAGGCUGAAAAAGUUGGAAGAUUUAGCAGAGAGAAAAGCAUAUAAGGAGCUUGUGAAGGAUAUUACACCAAAGGAAGAUGUUCAGGAACCAUUCUCUUCAUACAAGGAUCAAUUAGGAUUUGGUAUGCACGUUUUGGUUACAAUGUUUACUGGCUAUCUUGUUGGAUAUGCAGCAUUUAGAGCUUUGUUUGAUCACAGUCCUGCCAUGAAUGCUGCUGGAGGAAUUCUUGGGUUGGUGGGUGCCAUGCUUGUGGAGACUUUCCUUUUCAUUAUUAGAAGUUCCAGUCCAGACGUCAACAAAACAAGAAAGUCCAAUCAAAAACCGAGAUCAUUCCUUUCCACAUCCGAUCUCAAGAAAAACCAGUAGACAUAUGAUCAGGGUGGUUGUUUUUCGGUUUUGCAUAUAGUACCAAUAUAAAAUUAUAUAGUGUAGUCUAUUGUAAUUGUAAACACUUCUCAGUUAUAGAUAACUUACAAGUAGCUGUUGCAUGAUUUAUCGUUGAGGGCCUUCCUUGAAAGGUGUGAUCGUCUCUGAAAAUGGCAUCUAAAGUCAUGACUUGAAAUUUCCUUACUCAUCCUUAUUAGUUCUUUUUUAGAUGGUCAUUAUUGAUUCAUUGAAUCAUCAAGUAUAAAUUCUUUUUGAACUGACCUAGGUGUAACGCACCCGUUAACUGCACCUUCUAGUUUUGAUAAGCAAUGAAAUAGAUACAUUUGGAUUUGGAUA
This is a messenger RNA of Cicer arietinum (chickpea), 1139 nucleotides long. RefSeq lists its product as uncharacterized. The record is from RefSeq and is a predicted model, not a curated record. Lineage: Eukaryota; Viridiplantae; Streptophyta; Magnoliopsida; Fabales; Fabaceae. Gene Ontology annotation, biological process: vacuolar proton-transporting V-type ATPase complex assembly. Gene Ontology annotation, cellular component: endomembrane system.